GGAUGGCAGAUAAUAUAACCUUCGUUUACUUGAGUUUUCUACUGUGCUGUUAUCUUCCACUCACUUCUGCUUCAUUUUGUGAUCCACUGAUAGAAAAGAAAGUGGAGUGGAUUAAAAUCCCCCCUGAUACAGUCCAAUUGUAUAUUAAUGACUGUAAUGUGAAGAGCAUCCAAUACACAGAAAGCCAUCUUUCAAAACUAAGUCUACUCAAUAUCACCUCUAGGUGCAUCAGGAAUCUGCCAGCUAAUGUUCUCUCGGAUCUGGAAAAAAAAUGCCUAAGAAAGCUUCCAAUCUCAUUUUUGAACAGUACUAGUCUGUACGGAAUUACAUCUGUCUGUACCUGUGAGUUUAUUACUGACAUCCCCAAGCCCCUGAACAACACUGUUUGUGCAGAAAUGUUGAAAAGCUGUGGAAACACAUCGGUGGCCAUUUCUGUAGGCAUUUCCCUUUUAGUACUCUUGGUGGUCUGUGGGAUUGGGUGUGUUUGGCACUGGAAACACCGAAACACCACCGGAUUUACUUUACCGAAGUUUUUGCAAAGGAGAAACAGCAGGAAAAAAGACUUAGCAAAAACCUUCUGCUUGAGUCCUCACAUUGUUGGCUCAAGGCCUAAAAUCUCAGCUGAAACCCAAAGCCACAGACCGUCUGUCAGGGGAACUAGGAUGCAGGCCAACUAUGAAAAUGUGGAAAUGGGGCCUCCCAAAGCUAACAAAGAAACUGACAAGGGACUCUACGAAAACACUCAGCAGAUCAAUUUCAAAGAGCACAUGUAUGGAAGUGAGACAUCCUGUGACUACUAUAACUUCCAGAAACCUGCUGCCUCGGAAGCUCAAGAUGAGGAUAUCUACAUUCUUCCUGACUCCUAUUAGCUUUUCAAAACUACUGAGUUUCAUUGUUGGAGGAUAAAAUAUGCACGGGGACUUGGAUGGUGCUGAUGCACUUAUUGACCAAGUUCUUCUCAUGAAAUUCAGUGGUCUCUCUAUGUCCACCCCAUGGAUCCUGUCUACGUGCAUGAUUGUAGAUUCAUUCUAAAUAACCUCUCUUCCCUCUUCUCCUGGGAUUAAAUCUUUACCAUGUAUAUUGAUUUUUUCCUUCUAAAUAUCAUCUGUUGUGUCUUUGCUUUGUUUCUACUUCCACCAUCUUUUUCUGAUUUAGGAUUAUUUUCACGGUCUCCUCCUGGGUCUUCCUGUCUCCACCCACUCAAUCAAUUGCACAUGAUGCUGCCAGAUUUAUCUACAGAAAAUAUUCCCACUGGCCGCAUUACACCUUCGCUGAAAACCUCUUAAUGCUGCUCUUUAAAAAAGACAUAAUGCUCAUAAUUCUAACUCCUGCAUUCAUAAUUUUUAAUGAAAAGUUUGUUCCCACUUACUUUUCCAACAACAUCUCCUACUAACCCUAAUUUCUCUGCAUCCAUCAGAAUCAUCUUAAAACCUGGCAAACUCAUCUCCUCCAUGGCUCUCUCUAGCCUGCCUCAGAUUAGAACUUCUUCCACAAGUCUUCUGAGUAAUCCCAAAGCUACAUUUACCUUUUUAUUUUCUAACAUUCUACAGGUUUUUGCUUCCUGCUCUAUUCUUUUGGUAUUAAAACAUGAAUAUGAAUGGUGGAUAUGUUAUUUUAGUACU
Messenger RNA from Ictidomys tridecemlineatus (thirteen-lined ground squirrel), 1622 nucleotides. RefSeq names its product GRB2 binding adaptor protein, transmembrane (gene Gapt). The record is from RefSeq and is a predicted model, not a curated record. Gene Ontology annotation, biological process: B cell proliferation involved in immune response; immunoglobulin production involved in immunoglobulin-mediated immune response; B cell homeostasis. Lineage: Eukaryota; Metazoa; Chordata; Mammalia; Rodentia; Sciuridae. Gene Ontology annotation, cellular component: membrane.